Messenger RNA from Dendroctonus ponderosae (mountain pine beetle), 2024 nucleotides. RefSeq names its product cardioacceleratory peptide receptor (gene Ccapr1). Gene Ontology annotation, cellular component: membrane. Gene Ontology annotation, molecular function: vasopressin receptor activity. Gene Ontology annotation, biological process: G protein-coupled receptor signaling pathway. The record is from RefSeq and is a predicted model, not a curated record. The transcript is spliced from 9 exons. Bases 354 to 1583 code for a protein of 409 amino acids. NCBI's taxonomy places the organism in Eukaryota, Metazoa, Arthropoda, Insecta, Coleoptera, Curculionidae.
UUCUGGUUGGCGCGUCGUGCAGAUCAAAGAGGCAGCAAGUUGGUGCUCUUCAGCUAUCGCGAAUAUUUCGCGCGCCGGCCGGCGAUUGUUUCCAAUUUCCAUCACUGCGAUUCAUUUGCUUUCCGCUGUUGAUAUUUGUUUUUCCGGCUUUUACGCCGUUCUUUUCUUACUUACCGACCACAUUAAUUCCGUUGUCAAAACGGGAAAACAAAGUUUUUUCGCAUUGUGGCGAAACUUGGCCAGUUGGUCCGACAAACAAAAACUUUCUAUCGUUAAGAACGAAACUUUUCUGUGAGUAAUUACAUCGUGAAAUCAACACAAGAAACAGAUGCGAGCUAUAAAGUGAGAGGAAGAUGUAUUUGAAAAACUGUUCGAAAGCCUUUGAGGAACUCGCCGACUUUAAAGACUGUAAGGAGAAUUGCUCAUGCAUUUGGGUCUCUCCCAGUGGUGCAACGAGAAGUGAUAAUGGAACUUCCAUUGAUUCUUUUUAUUUAUACGAGGUGGAGCAUUUCACAGUAUUAUGGGUCCUUUUGAUAGUAAUUGUUAUUGGCAAUAGCGGCGUUUUAUGUUCACAUUUUAUUGGAAGGCCUAGGAAAAGUCGGAUGAAAUUUUUCAUAGCCCAUUUAGCAUUUGCAGAUCUCACCGUAGGUCUAAUUAGUGUUCUCACAGAUAUUGUAUGGAGAAUGACAGUGACCUGGUAUGCCGGAGACACUUGGUGUCGAUUUAUAAAAUUUGCCCAGGCUUUAGUAACAUAUGCUUCAACGUACGUGCUUGUAUCACUAAGUAUCGACCGAUAUGAUGCUAUACGACAUCCGAUGAAAUUUUCAGGCAGUUGGAGAAGAGCUAAGAUACUAAUAGUUCUUGCAUGGGCAGUAAGUGCAUUAUUCUCAGUUCCAAUGCUAUUUUUAUAUGAAGAAAAAAUCAUACAGGACCAACCACAAUGCUGGAUCGAGUUCCGAGAACAAUGGCAAUGGCAGCUUUACAUGGUGCUCAUUUCCUUAGCUUUGUUCGUGAUUCCGACCAUAAUUAUAACCGCUUGUUAUGCGGUUAUGAUUAAGACAAUUUGGACUAAAAGCGCUGUACAGUUUCCUCGAGGACACAGAGGCAGCACUAACGACCGAAUAGGUUCAGACGGCGAUCGAAGAGCUUCAUCCAGAGGACUCAUUCCAAGGGCCAAAGUAAAGACAAUUAAAAUCACACUUGUUAUCGUCUCAGUAUUCAUUGUGUGCUGGAGUCCAUACAUUAUUUUUGACUUACUCCAAGUAUUUGGCUACAUACCUCCAACGCAAAGAAAUACAGCGAUUGCUUCAUUCAUUCAAAGUUUGGCACCAUUAAAUUCUGCAGCAAAUCCGAUAAUUUAUUGCAUAUUUUCGACGCAUAUGUGCAAAUUUCUCGGAAAUGUGGCCCCGUUUAAAUGGUGCAAACUUCAAAAGAAACGCAAAUCCCGAAACUCGACAACGAAGAGCAGCAGUAUCUCAGAAGUGCUUACAAAUAACACGGCGAAACGAAGAUCAGAUAUGGUUACCUCAAUUAAUAAGGCACAUACAGCAAUUGUGGUCGCUUUAGUACAUGAGAAAACUUAAAACGGAAAAUCUACUGUAGCCUUUAGAUAUUAAUCAUCGAUGUUCCUUAUACUAAUUUCAAAUUAUAUGUUCCAAAGAAAGUUUGAGCUCUACGUGUAAAUAGAUCUUUUAUGGUUUUCUUUAAAACGUCCUGUAUGAACUAAAUCAACUAACUAUAAACAACAUUCGCAAAACGUUUAGUGAGGUGGAAUAUUUGACAAUUUGAUACUUUUUUAUAAAAUUUCCAUCAAAAUCCACAUGCAAACAAGAACUCAUUGUAUUUGUAUUGUAACCGUAUUGUAUGAUAAGUUAUUCAAUCUGUGAUUGUGGGGGAAACUGUGAUAUGACUAUUUUAUUAGCUUUAGAAACCCAAUCUCAGAUAACGUGAAUCUUAACUGUAUGUAACAAGUAAAUGUCCAAUCUGCUACAUAUUUGAAAUAAACGAAUCUGUAUAUGCUUAAA